AUGGGAAGCUACUCUAUUUACAACGCUCAUCCAAGAAACUAUGGAAAUGGUUCAAGAACUUGUAGAAAAUGUGGAGCCCGUAAAGGUCUUAUUAGAAAAUAUGGACUUGAUUUAUGCAGAAGAUGUUUCAGAGAAAAGGCUGUUGAAAUUGGAUUCCAAAAACUUGAUUAA
Molecule: messenger RNA, 171 nt
Organism: Entamoeba nuttalli P19
Lineage: Eukaryota; Evosea; Mastigamoebida; Endamoebidae
Product: ribosomal protein S14p/S29e protein
Exons: 1
Coding region: 1-171 (56 amino acids)
Biological process (GO): translation
Cellular component (GO): ribosome; cytosolic small ribosomal subunit
Molecular function (GO): zinc ion binding; structural constituent of ribosome
Source: RefSeq, a predicted model, not a curated record